This is a messenger RNA of Staurois parvus, 793 nucleotides long. NCBI's taxonomy places the organism in Eukaryota, Metazoa, Chordata, Amphibia, Anura, Ranidae. The record is from the annotation of a GenBank genome assembly.
AGAAUUCCCUUCACCGGAACUAAGGGGCCAAGCCCAACCCCUGAGAAACAACCUCACACCAUAAUCCCCCCCCCCCCCCCCCCUCCACCAAACUUUACUCUUCGCACAAUGCAGUCAGGUAAGUACUGUUCUCCUGGCAACCACCAAACCCAGACACAUCCAUUGGAUUUCCAGACAAGGAAGUGUUAUUGGUCACUCCAGAGAACACAUCUCCACUGCUCUAGAGUCUGGUGGGGGUGUGCUUUUAUACCACUGCAUCUGACGCUUUGCAUUGCACUUGAUGAUGGAGGCUUGGAUGUAGCUGUUCGACCAUGGAAACCCAUUCCAUGAAGCUCUCUAUGCACUGUUGUUGUGGUAAUCUGAAGGCCACACAAAUUUUGGCAGGUCUUUAGCUAUUGACUCUGCAGACAGUUGGCGACUUCUGCGUACUGUGUGCUUCAGCAUGCGCUGACCCGCUCUGUCAUUUUACGUGGCCUGCCACUUUGUUGCUGAGUUGCUGUUGUUCCUAGUUGCUUCCGCUUUGUUAUAAUACCACUAACAAGUUGACCAUGGAAUAUUUAGUAGCAAGAAAAUUUUGGCAGAUAGGUUGCCACCUGUGCAAUAGGUCUAUCACAGUACCACGCUUGGAUUCACUGAGCUCCUGAGAGCGACCCAUUCUUUCACAAAUGUUUGUAGAAGCAGUGUGCAUGCCUAGGUGCUUGAUUUUAUACACCUGUGGCCAAGGAGGCGAUUAGAACACCUGAAUCCAGUGAUUUGGAGGGGUAUCCCAAUACUUUUGGCAAUAUAUUGUGUG